CGCGCCAACAGACAAGCCGCGCGAUGCCCGUGUACGCGGCGAUCUCGCCCAAGUACAAUGCGGCGCUCUCGAUCGAAGCUCUGCACAAUGCGGGCUUGCUCACGGACACAAGCAUGAAGAUGUACACGCCGCAGACGCUCACGCGGCUGAACCGGUUCGAGGUCGUCUUUACCUUCUUCACGGUGCCCGACUCGUCCGUGUACAGCAAAGUGUUUCACCACUUUAUGGGUAUUUCAGCGCUUGUCUCGUGCGCGUCGCUCUUUCUCCGGACGCUCGACGGCCCCAACAUGGACAUUUACCACGCGGGGCACCCCGACUACCCGAAUUUGCCCGACGAGGCCACGUAUGUGCUCCUCGACGGCAUUUUUACGUGCAUUUUCACCAUCGACUUUGUGAUUCGAAUCGUGAUUUGGCCGUCGCUCUGGGCCAACGUCGACGUGCUCAAGGAGCGCCGCUUGCUGCCGUUUGCGAAGGACGUCUUCAACUGGUUUGACGUACUCGCGCUCGUGCCCUUCUACAUCGAUCUCAUCUUUGGGAGCGGUACGAGCUUUGUCGUGCUGCGCUUGGCGCGUCUCUUGCGUAUUUUCCGCUUGGCCAAGAACAAUUCCGGCACAUACAUUCUCGUCCAAGCCAUCAUUGCCAGCGUGCCUGCGAUCACUGUCGCGUUGAUCUUUCUGACGGAAAUUGUGCUCGUGUUUUCGUGCCUCAUGUACCUCUUCAACCCGUGCACGUCCAUUGAUACGUGCAUGUUUACGGAUCUUCUCACGUCGGCCUACUAUGUUGUGACGACGGUCUCGACGGUCGGGUACGGCGACGUGGUGCCAGCCGAUGGCAACAUGCUUGGGCGAUCGACAGCGGUCGUCAUCAUGGUCAUUGGCACGCUCUUUUUGUCGAUGCCGUUGGCGAUCGUCGGCACGGAAUUUGACCGCGCGUGGCGCGACCACACGGACAAGGUCGUCACCCGCAGCAUCGAGUCGAUGCACGCGCUGGCGGCGGGCACGAGCGAAAACCAAAAGAAAACCGACCACGCGCUCGAGGAGAACCCGGAAAUUCUCACCAAGUACAUGACGCCCAACAGCCUCUACUUGCGCCUCGCCGCGCUCACAGGCGAGAUGACGCUGAUUGCGACGACGCUCAGCGCCGAGCUCAAGCACGAAACAGACAUUUCCAAGAUCUACCAGACCGCGCAAGACCUCCAUGCGCACAUGAUCCAGUGCCAAGAGCAGCACGUCGAGCUCGUCUCGACUGUCGAACAAAUGGUUGCCGAAGACCACAGCCACGACGCGAACAACGGUCGUAGCUCCAUCCGAGACCGCAUUGUGGCCUCGUUUCGGCGCAGCUGGACCGGCAAAGAGCUUCCGAAGCAAGGCGCGGCGGCCGUUGCGUCGCCCAGCACGGCGGCCGUUGCGUCGCCCAGCACGGCGACCCGCGCGUCGCGCUUCCGGCUGCGGUGGUGCAUCUUUAUCUUUAGCAUUGGCGUGCUCUUUGUGCAAACAAUGCCAGACGUCCAGCCGUUUGGUGAAAACACAGCCUACUGCAAGACGGUCGCGCAAACGUACUGCGCGUAUGCCUCGUCUUCCAACACGAGCGCCGAUCCCGGGUGCUUCUCGAGCGUCGACACGAGCGUGCCACUCAACUUUGAGUGCGACGCGAAAACGUCCGACAUGACGCACUGCUACGGACACGGCAACAACUUUGGCAGCCUCUCGCUGAGCGCUUACAACUGCUUGUACCCCAACAUCAACUACAACUACACGGGUUUCGGGAGCAUGCUGCCGUUCCGACCGAUCUGGGACCUUACCAAGGCGGAGCGUCCCAACUACGUGUGCAAGCGCCCCGAGUGCCAGCGCCGGCACUUUUACUACCUCAACGCCUCGCCGUACUGGUACGGCCUCGAGUACAUCUUCUUCCUUUGCUCGCUCGUCGAGCUCCUUUCGAUGCUGGCGCUCACGGGCCCUCGCGCAAUGAACUGGAAGAACCCAUAUCAGUGGGCCGACGCGAUCGCUUUCAUUCCCUUCCUCAUCUUUGAAGCCAAACGGUACUUUAUGGGCAUUACGCCCGACUACGCCAUCGUGCCGACCUCCAACAGCGUCCUCACGGCGAUGCGGUUUUGUCGUAUUUUCCGCUUUUUUCAAAUUCAAGCGGAAAUCCCGGCCACGUUUGUCGUGCGUGAAGCCAUUUCCAAGACGUAUCUACGCCUCGUGAUUCCGUACUUUAUGCUCGCCCUCUCGACGACAAUUUUUGCGUUUCUCAUCUACCAAGUCGAAAUGGGCACCGAGUGCUUUGUGGGGACACCGUGCACCGACAGCGCGGGCAAACUCAUCAAGUUACCACCCACGACCGCGCACAUGCCGACAGGGAAGCGCGUCUUGAUCGACGUCCGCGGCCAACUCUCCCAGUUUGAAGAUGUCUUUUCGGGCAUUUGGUUUAUCAUUGUCACGAUCACGUCGGUGGGUUACGGGGACAUUGUGCCCAAGAACAUGAGUGGCAAGUUCAUUGCGGUGCUGGCCAUGAUCUUUGGCGCUUGCUACACGGCGAUGCCCCUCACGCUUGUCGGCAGUCAGUUCAACCGGAGCUACAACGACCACAAGCGGCGCGAGGCCCUCACGCGCACCAAGAACGACGUGGGGUCGCGCCUCACGCUUCCGGCCCCCGACUUGACGAGCUGGAAGCUCUUUCGGACGCAGUCGUUCAUGGCGGAAGUGCAGUCCAUGUACGAGCGCGAGUUCAUGUCGCUCUUGCCCGAGCUCGACGAAGACCUUGUCGCGCAGCUUACGCUCUCGGAGGAAGAACGUUCCGAGAAGAUUGCCAUCAUCACCAGAGUCAAGGACAAGAUCGAAAAGUACAAGAUCUCGAUUCUGCAAAGUGCCCGCGUCGUGAGUCGGUUGUACCACGAAGGCAUCCGGUUGGCCAAGCAGCAAACCUCGGCCUUGCAUCGGUUGGGCUGACCGCAGCUACAUUUGAUAUUGCAUGGAGCUCGUUAUUGCAUUUUUAAUAUACUCGUAUGUCUUUUCGUUCUCGAA
This is a messenger RNA of Saprolegnia diclina VS20, 3023 nucleotides long. RefSeq lists its product as hypothetical. Gene Ontology annotation, biological process: potassium ion transmembrane transport. Gene Ontology annotation, cellular component: membrane. Gene Ontology annotation, molecular function: voltage-gated potassium channel activity. The coding region runs from base 24 to 2948 and encodes 974 amino acids. The transcript has 10 exons. The record is from RefSeq and is a predicted model, not a curated record. NCBI's taxonomy places the organism in Eukaryota, Oomycota, Saprolegniomycetes, Saprolegniales, Saprolegniaceae.